Trichobilharzia regenti is the source of this 1980-nucleotide messenger RNA. Lineage: Eukaryota; Metazoa; Platyhelminthes; Trematoda; Strigeidida; Schistosomatidae. The record is from the annotation of a GenBank genome assembly.
UGAAAAAUAGUAAACUCUGCUAGUUUGUGGGAUUACGUAACAACCUAUAUAUAUAUAUGUAGCUCUGUGGAAUAAAGUCACUAAUAGGCAUGAUUGUACAGCCAACUAAGUCAAAAUGAAAGUGUAACUGACAAAGGAGCGAGAGAUUGAUCACACUCUUUGUUUGUAUGCAUAAGUUUGGCUGGUAGUGUUUAACUGAAAUCACUGCACCGUCGGUUAGGAUGCUCGCCCACCAUGAAGAUGGUCUGGGUUUCGAUCCCCGACUGACUCACAACUGUAAUCACUGGCCGGCCUGCUAAAUUUGGACUAACGGUAUCAAAUGCUUAAAAAGUCCACAGUUGUACCAAAAUACUGUAUGGAAACGAGGCAAAGCGGCAGGACCCGACGGAAUUAUUCCGGAGGUGUUUAAAUAUGGGGGUGACAUACUAGUUUGUAGAUUAACUGAGGUACUAGGCAAAGUCUGGGAAUCAGAGACAGUCCAUCAGACUGGGGUAAGUCACUUAUUAUACCGAUAUUCAAGAAGGGAAACAAGUCCUCGUGUGAUAAUCAUAGGGGGAUCAGCCUAACGAACAUAGUCUCUAAAAUCCUAGGCUCAGUAAUCAUGCAUAGACUAAGCAGAACUCGGGAGGAACAGACAAGGGAAAAUCAAGCAGGCUUUAGACCAGGUAGAGGGUGCAUAGAUCAUAUCUUCACUCUUCGACAGAUUCUAGAACAUAGACACACUUUUCGGCGUCCAACAAUUGUCAUAUUUCUUGACUUGAAGGCGGCCUUCGACUCCGUGGAUCGAAAGGUACUAUGGCAAUGUCUGACUGUGAAGGGAGUGCCAAGAAAGUACAUUGCACUAAUCAAGGCACUCUAUUCAAACUCACGUAGUCGUGUAAGGGCUUAUGGGGAAUUGUCAUCUGAAUUGGUAACAACCAGUGGUGUCCGACAGGGAUGUCCACUUUCCCCAUUUCUGUUUAACUUCAUCAUAGAUAUGCUGAUGGAAGUAUCCUUAACUGAACGUAAUGACUUAGGAAUCGACUUGUUACCAGGGAAUAGUCUUAUGGACUUAGAAUAUGCAGAUGACAUAGUCCUGUUAGGGGAGGAUGCUGACAAAAUGCAGAGUCUUCUGAACACCUUGAGCAGCAAUCUUCGUAUGUUUGGCAUGCGAUUCGCCCCUGCAAAAUGUAAGAUGCUGCUACAGGACUGGACUACGUCAACUCCUAACUUAGUGAUAGGGAGUGAAGUGAUAGAACAUGUUGACCACUUCACCUAUUUGGGAAGUUGUAUUAGCACCAACGGACUGAUUGGCGAUGAAAUCUCAGCACGGAUCCGAAAAGCUCGAGCUGCUUUCGCUGACUUACACCAUCUCUGGCGUAGGCGUGACAUCCGGUUAUCAACCAAGGGACGUGUGUACUGCUCAUCAGUUCGCUCCGUCCUUCUCUAUGGCUCUGAAACAUGGCCAAUACGCGUUGAAGACAUGAAAAGGUUGACUGCUUUCGAUCAUAGAUGUCUGCGAUCUCUGUCUCACGUUAGGUGGUUUAAUAAGGUAAGUAAUGUUGACGUUAGGCGUAGAGUGUUGGGCAAAGAGGGAAAAUCAAUCGACGAGGCUAUAAAGUUACAUAGACUGAGAUGGCUAGGUCACGUGCUGCGCAUGCCUAACCACCGCCUCCCCCGACGGGCAUUGCUAGCUGAUAUAGGUUCAGGUUGGAAAAGAGCCAGUGGUGGCCAAACAAAAACAUGGCAUCAAUCCAUGAAAUCCUUGACAGUUAAACUGAGUCAGGUAGGGAGAUGCAGACUUCCGGGUUGGGGCCCUCGGGACUCUAGGAAUCAAUGGCUGGAGACAAUAGGUGACAUGGCUCAAAAUCGUUGUCAAUGGCGCAGAUGUAUUCAGUCUCUGUAAUCUUUCAUAUUCCUUUCUACCAUUACCCAUUCUGUUUCACUCUUAUACUUGUCAAACUCUAUUGAUUCUCUUCACUCAUCUUCUUGUCUACCUUU